AAGAGAUCGAAAGCCAGAGAGCGGAAGUGGGCUGCUGCUGCUGACUGCUGCUGUCCUCCUCCUCCGGGGAUCGGCUGCAAGGCAAGCAGAGGGCAGGUCCUCUCCCUUGCCUUUCUGGACUGCCCUCACCCACAUUGGCAUCACUCCUGGCUGCCUUUGGACCGAAUCCUGGCGCCUCCGUGGGCACCGCUGACGCCUCCGUCACCACUGCUGCUGCCUCUGGGAUUGCGCCAUGCCUGUGGCCGGGCAUGGAGAACCCCGCCGGGAGCCUGCUGCAGGGCAAGGCCUUCUAUUGCCGGGAAUGGGCACUGGGCCGGCUGGCACUCAGCCUGGAGGGGGGUGGUGGAGGAGUCCUGAUCACUGGAGGUCCAGGCUGUGGCAAGACUGCCCUCUGCACAGAGGCCCUGUGGCCCACCUCUCUGGCCGGGCGCCGGGCAGGGCUGGGGGAGAGCGCCUUGGCGUGGCACUUCUGCCAGCCCCACGAUGCUGCCACCCGCUCCCCCCGCGGAUUCCUGCUCCGGCUGGUGGCCCAGAUUGAGCAAUGCCCACUGCUGCCUGGGUACCGUGAGCGCCUGAGCCGGGCUGAUGCCCGCCGGGCCCUGGAGACGGCCGAGGGCAAGGAGGACCCAGAUGAAGCCUUCCGGAGAGCCGUGCUGCUCCCCUUGCUGGACCUUCCUCCACCGCCGAAGCCCCUCCUGAUGGUGGUGGACGCGCUGGACGCAGGCAAAAGCGACUGCGAGGGGGAGCGGGCCCCUCCUCCAGGACCCAGCCGGACCAUCGCCCAACUCUUGGGUAGCCAUCUCCAGCUGCUGCCCCCCUGGCUGCUCCUGGUAUGCACAGCCCGAUCCCACAGCAAGGGGGUACUACGUCUCUUCCCUGGCUUCCAGCGGCUGUGCCUGGACGACCUCAGGCGGGAGCCCGUGGUGGGCGACGUGCAGCAGUACAUCCUGGCCCGUCUGGGGCAGGAGGAAGCCCUCCGGCGGCACCUGACCCGCCCCACUGCUGAGGCCCUGAGCCAGCUUCACAUCAAGAGCAACGGCUGCCUCCUCUACUUGGAGCGGGUCCUGGAUGGCGUGGCGGCCGAACUGGUCACUCUCUGGGAGGCACGGCACAUCCCGGGCACCCUUUUUGGCCUCUACCUCUGGCUCUGCCAGCGCCUUUUUCCCGGCCACGAGUUCACCCUUGUCCGCCCACUGCUGGAUGCGCUUCUGGCUGCACCUCGGCCCCUGCGCCCAGAGGAGCUCUAUGCGGCUGUUUGGACGCGCAGGCCAUUGCCCUGGAAGGAGUUUGAGGGCCGGCUGGGGGCCCUGGAUCCCCUUCUACAGACAGGUCCUGAUGGCACUUGCCUGCUCUUCCAUGCCAGCUUUGCCGAGUGGCUCUGUGACGUCAAGCACUGCACCCAGAAGUACCUCUGCCGCCCUGCCCAUGGGCACGCCUCGCUGGCCAUGAGUGCCUCUUGUCGGGCCCCGGCUCUGGGUCCCAAUCGGGUGCAUGAGCUGGCCUACCACCUUCUCCGGGCAGAGCUGGGCCUGGAGCCCUGGCAGCUAGCACUCUGGCUGGUGUGGUGUGGGGCCCCCUUGGAGGGCUGCCUGGAGUCAGGCGAGGAGAGACCCGUGGAACCGGCUGUGCUGGAGCUCUUGGUGCUGGCAGGGGCUCGUCUGGGCAACCAGGGGCCGGGCCCUUCCCUUCAACAUGCCCUGGAGCGUGAGGACUCUGUCCGGCUCCUGCUGGAAAAUGGGGCCAGCGUGGAGCAGCGGGACCUCAAUGGGAGGACGUUGCUGGCCAGUGCCGCCCACAGUGGCAACCACGAAGUGGCAGGGCUGCUCCUGGCACGUGGAGCACAAACCGAGACUCCCGACCGACACGGACAGACGCCUAUGACUCUGGCUGCCCGCCAGGGCCACACCAAGGUCCUACUUUGCCUAUUGAGCCACGGUGCCAAGGUUGACAGGCCAGAUCGUGAGGGGUGGACGGCGCUGCGGGCAGCAGCCUGGGGUGGGCACAGUGAGGCUGUUGGGGUGCUGCUACGGGCAGGUGCCAAUGUGGACUGUGCUGACACAGAGGGGAGGACUGCCCUGCGGGCAGCAGCAUGGGGCGGCCACGAACACAUUGUGGCCACGUUGCUAGAGCAUGGUGCUGAUGUCAACCGAGCUGACACGGAGGGGCGGACAGCCCUUAUCGCAGCCGCCUACAUGGGCCACCGGGAGAUUGUGGCCCUGCUCUUGGCACAUGGGGCUCAUGUGGACCACGCCGAUGUAGAUGGCCGCACGGCACUCUCUGUAGCAGCCCUCUGUGUCCCUGCCAGCCGUGGCUACGCCAAGGUGGUUGAGCUGCUCUUGGACUAUGGGGCCUCCCCUGGACAUGCUGACCGGGAUGGGAUGACCCCCUUGCUGGUGGCUGCCUACGAGGGCCACGUGGAUGUAGUGGAGCUGCUGCUGGAAGCUGGGGCCGAUGUGGAUGAGACUGAUGCCACUGGCUGCACCCCGCUCCUUGCUGCAGCCUCCAUGGGUCACCGGGCAGUGGUGGACACUCUGUUGCUCUGGGGGGCAGCUGUGGAUGUGCUGGACAGUGAGGGUCGGACUGCUUUGGGGGUGGCGGCUGGGAUGGGCAGCGAGGCAGUGGUGCGAGCGCUGCUAGCGCGAGGCUUGGACGAGAACCACUGGGACAGCCUGGGCUGGACCCCACUGCACCUGGCCGCCUGGCAGGGCCAUGCCCGGACCUGUGCUACCCUGCUGGAGGCUGGGGCCCGUGUGGGUGAGCCGAACCAUGACGGGCGGGUCCCGCUGAUGCUGGCCGCCCAGGAGGGCCACACAGACACAGUACGGCUCCUGCUGGAACGGGGCUCCCCUAUUGACCACCGGGGGCGGGAUGGGCUAUCAGCUCUCUCACUGGCCAUGCUGGGUGGGCAACAGGCCACGGCAGAGGUGCUGCUGCGCAAGGGGGCAGAGGUGAACCUCUCGGAUGUGGAGGGGCGCCCCACGCUGUACCUCCUGGUGCUUGAGGGCCGGACAGAGAUGGCCGAGCUGCUGCUGGAGAAUGGGGUUGGUCUGGAGGGACGGGACACCCAGGGCCGCACUGCCCUCCAUGUAGCCUGCUGGCAAGGGCGGGAGGAGACCACUCGUCUGUUGCUCAGCUAUGGGGCUGAUGUAGAUGCCCUGGAUGGGGAGCGCCGCUCAGCCCUGCAUCUAGCAGCCUGGCGUGGCCAUGCCAGGGUCGCCCGCCUCUUGCUGGAGAACGGGGCCCAGCCUGAUCAUGCCUGCAACCAGGGGGCCACAGCGCUGGGCAUCGCUGCCCAGGAGGGCCAAACUGAGGUGGUGAGGGUCCUACUGGAGCACGGGGCCAACCCCCAGGUCCUGGACCAGGCAGGGCGCACCCCGGCACAUAUGGCAACCAGGCAGGGCCACCAGGCCAUCCUCAGGCUGCUGGAACGGCACCGAGGUUCUCCAGCCUCUCCACAGGCAGGCUCUUCCAGCAGCUCAUCCGGAAGCCUCCUCCCACCAGUCAAGGAGCAGAACAGCCCCCCUUUGGUGUCGCUGGACUCCUUGGUGGGUGACCGGGACAAGUCCCAGGACUCCCAGGGUUCCUCCUCCACCUUCCACUCCCUGGCCACGGCCCAGACUGUGCCCGUUGACAGCCUCACCUUCACCCAGCAGGUUGAGCAGCAUUCACUGCCCCGCCGGCGACAGGCAGCCACUGCCCUCCACCCCCUGCCCAAGCCUGGCAAAGGGGAACCAGGAGAAGGGGCCCUCAUCUCCAUUGAUAACCUGGACCCUCACCUGCACCUCAAGGCUGCCAUCAAGUUGCAGUUUGAGGGCCCCACGUGUGGCUACGAGUACAAGCAGGAGACACCCCUCUAAAUCACCCUCUGGAGAAGGGGAUAGGUUGGCAGCAGGCAGACAGGUGAGAUCUCUAGGCAAUACCAGGGUGGCACAGGUCUCCUAGGGAUGAAGAACAGGUGGGCUCUCUCCCUGGCAUUAUUCAGCCCUUAGGUGGUCCAUGGAGGACCCAGUGGAGGGGGGGUGACCAUAGGGGGGUAUCUCAUGGAUAUGGCAACUCUUGCAAGAGCCCCUCAUGGAGGACUUAUUCCAAGCAGAGACUGUCUGCCAUAGAGGUGCCAGUGAUAUGAAAGAGGCAGGCCUAUGACCAGUGUCAGGUGAAGGGGGCGGACAUUGGGGUGGGUGGGCAUUAAUUGUCUGGUCCUCCUCAUAUUCCUUCCUGAUUCCUGCUAUUCCUCCCAAGCACAGAGAAGUGAAUUGAUCCCCCUCCAACACAGAUUCCCAGGACAGGGUCUUCCCCAAGAAGAGAAUAACAUGGGUGCAAUUUGGAGCGAGGGAGGAGUGUUGCAAAUGCCCUUCACCCAAUUGUGCCCAGUCUGUGCUUUCCUGCUGGGUUGUAAGUCAGUGCUGAGACUUGCCUGAAGAAGCAGCACCCACCCACCCCAUUUGGUUCUUAAGUCUGGAGUCUGAGGUGUGUUUGCCCAGCAUUUUGCAAAAAGGGCAGCCCUAUUUUCCCCCAAACCCAUGGGACCACUUAAAAAUAGGCCGGGAGAGGAGACAGAAAUUGCCCACCCUGUAACAGGCUGCCAAGGCUGUCCAGGGUCUCAGCAGCCAAAAGCAGGGAGGCAGGAUGGCCAGAGCCAGACUUCUCAUGGCUGGACCUGCCACACACUCAGCAGUGCACCAAACAGUGGCCAGUCUGAAGGAGCCAAGUCCCAUCCCACUCUGUGCCCACACCAAUAGUUGGCGCUUUGCACAUUGUGUAUCCCAGAAGCAGCUCUGCAUGGGGCACUGGGUGGUAUAAUGGAAGAUGGCACCAAAUAAGAGUAGAGUUGUUUGGUAGGGAUUUUGAGGGUUGAGGAUGUUACGGGUGCCCUUCAAGCAACUGUGCCUGGUUUGUGGUUGUCUGAAAGUAGAUGCAAGGUGGGAAUUGGUGCCUCCUGCUUGGAUCCAAAAUGUGGUACUGCAUGGUAGCAUUAGCUCAACAAUUCAGAAAUGGGCCCUAGACUCCUUUCUGCAGCAGCCAUUCUCAAAGCACAUGGCAAGAUGGUGCCCAAUGGGCGGCCAGACUGUCUCCCUUCCCUGUAGCCUCACUAGCUGCAUGUCCAUGAACCUGGAGGACCAGGGGCAGAAGGUAGGUCCUCCAGCCUUGGGUCAGAUCAUGAAUGAGAUGAAGCCCCUAAAAUCUGUAGUAACAUUUUAGCAGAAGAAGCAAAUAGUUGUGUGUAAACUGCCACCUUCGUUUGGCCUCUGUCCAAGCCUAUUCUGUGGGGAAGGAAGGGGGCUCAUGUUGACCUAUGUUGUAUGCUGGCCCUGGUGCUGUGACCAAGCUGCCUUUGUUUCUGUAUUUAUCACUAACUUUAGUUGCCACAAGUGACUUGGGAACCACUUGAUACCAAAAAAAAGAGAAAGUCUGUUAAGGGGCAGGGGAGGGCCCCAUCUGCCACUUGGGGUAGCCCCCCCCAAUUGUCAUGUGCCUCCCCUCCGUCCUCUGCCACUCUACUUGCAGCCUGUGCCAUUCUUGUGCCUACUGGUGGGGGGUUGCAAGGGGCAUGCACUGAUGCAGAUGGUGGUCCUUGUUGCCACUGGGCUGCCUUGGGUCCUGUGUUGUGUUUUGCAGAAUGGCUGUCGCCAGUAAAAGUCCAACUCUGC
Messenger RNA from Sceloporus undulatus (fence lizard), 5648 nucleotides. Its product is annotated as ankyrin repeat domain-containing protein 50-like. Gene Ontology annotation, molecular function: protein binding. Lineage: Eukaryota; Metazoa; Chordata; Lepidosauria; Squamata; Phrynosomatidae. Bases 249 to 3857 code for a protein of 1202 amino acids. The transcript has 4 exons. The record is from RefSeq and is a predicted model, not a curated record.